Molecule: messenger RNA, 2294 nt
Organism: Branchiostoma floridae (Florida lancelet)
Lineage: Eukaryota; Metazoa; Chordata; Leptocardii; Amphioxiformes; Branchiostomatidae
Product: octopamine receptor-like
Exons: 5
Coding region: 151-1434 (427 amino acids)
Biological process (GO): adenylate cyclase-activating adrenergic receptor signaling pathway
Cellular component (GO): membrane
Molecular function (GO): dopamine neurotransmitter receptor activity, coupled via Gi/Go; G protein-coupled receptor activity
Source: RefSeq, a predicted model, not a curated record
CCGAGUAAGAAUUUGCAAAAUGCAAUAUUCAUAUAUAUUGAAAUUGCAGAACCUUCGCGGGGGUUGGUUUGUCUGCGACAUAAGACCCAAAAAACCUUCAGCCAUGCAAGGAUCGCUUUAAGUGCAAUCAGGCUUGUCUGUCUGUUUGAGAUGGCUACAAACAGCACCAACGACUCGUUCGGUCUCGACAACUCCACUGCCUUUGAUUGGGAGCCGUUCUACUACGCCGACCCGCCCUACCGCGAGCUGCAGAUGGUUUGGCUGGCAGUCUGUACUGUUCUGGGGGUCUGCGGGAACAUGGCGCUCCUGAUCACCGUCUCGUGCGUACAGGAGCUGAGAACGCCCGGGAACGCCCUGCUCUGCGCUCUGGCCGUGGCCGACAUCUUCCAACUUGUCACCAAAGUCCCCAUGGCCGUGGUGUUCUUGCAUGAUGGCGAACCGCUGGCCUGUGGCGGCGUCUUCUUCAUCAUAGACACGGUGUACCUGACCAUGGCUCAGUUUUCCAUCAACGUCAUUGCACCGAUUUCCAUCGACAGAUACUGGUACAUCUGUGAUCCUUUAAAGUACAGCAAAAACAUGACGUCACUGCGCACCGCUCUCCUGAUUGGUCUGACGCUCCUCCUUGCCAUGGUAACGAUGGUGCAUCCUCUGUUUGAAGGAUGGAACAACUACUUCCACCCACCUCUCUUCGUCUGCAAAUAUCUGGGCACAGCUCGGAAGAGCAGACAGGCCAUGGUGAACAUUUCUAUCGCAGUGACUGUGAUCAUCAUGCUGUACUGCUAUUGCAAGAUCUGGCGUGAGUUAAAACGACGCCAGCACAGCAGGAUCAACCCCGAGACCCGGUCGGAGAUUGAGUACGGGGAGACCAUCGCGGUCCAGCCGACCCGUCUGCCCAGCCCUGAGUCUCGCCACAGCCCGGAGACGUCAGAAGAAGGCCGUGUCCAUGACGAGCAUUUCUUCUCCCCCUUCUCGCCGGAAGAGACCACCUUCACGUCACCCCAUGGCCAGCCGUGCGUCCAGGCUAUCUCCUUGUCAGAGGUCGCCUCAGCAGAGGUCACCUUCACCGAACACGGUGACAGACUGGAUCAGAUUUCUCCAGGAUCUCCUGGACAGCUCCAGGAGCAACCGGUCCCGUUGGCUUGGGUCGGAACCCAGCAUGUGAUCUCCCCGGAGUUCAAAGCUCGAAUGAGAACGGCCACCAUGGUUCUUCUCAUCGUGGUGGCCUAUGUGGUUUCCUGGGCUCCGUACUUCGCUGUCAUCAUCCGAAGCAACGCGCUGGGGGACGAAGUCUCCACCACCACCGACGGUCCAUGGCAGCGGUUCGCCGUGCUGUUCUCUCUGCUGUCCACCUUCUCCAACCCGAUCAUCUACGCCUAUCGGAACCCUCAGCUUCGAGAGGGUUUCUUCGGACUGGUACGCAGACGAUCAUUGUAGACUUAUAGUUUACAGUCUAUCAAUGAGGAAUCUUACAUGUAGGUAUAACAUCGAUUGGAUAAAACAUAGAGAGAGUAAUCCUCAGAUAGCUAGGGUAUGUGGAAAGAAUGGAUGAGGGAAGAAUUCAUAAGAUAACUUUUAAAUAGUCUGUGUAACACAAACCCUGCUGUCCAGGGCUGUAACUGGCCCCUCCCACUCGAUAUAGCUAGCUACUUUAUUCAUUGGCUUGUUUGAAAAAGUUCAAAUGUUAUUGUCAACUAUUUGUUGUACAUCUCUAGAUUUUAUGGUAUAUUUGAGCUGUUUCGGAAGUGAUCAUUGUAACGUUAGAUGUUUUGAUUGUAAAUACUUUAAAAGGUAGCUAAACGAUCUCACCAUUGCCAGAAGUGUGGCAUAUCUUGUGCGUUACUUGUAUCUUUGUAAUAUUACUAAGUAAUCAAAUUAUGUUAUACUUCGGUUUCCAUGCUAGAAAGAGAUGUCUGGAACAGCAUUAUUCACGGAACCUCGCACAUACGAUGAUGAACUGAUCUGAACUGAGUAAUCAAGUCAAUUGAGUAGAACUUCGUUCUAUAUUCUGUCAGGAGAAAUGUAGAAGUGCUCAAUGUAGAAGUAACGUUAGUUGCUCAUUUGUCAAUAUGCUAGCAAAAUGACUUUGUAUAGUGUUCUUGCCAACAGCGUACUGUACACAAGUGUGUAUCUUUGGCUGUGUGUUGACAUCUUUGCAGUAUAUCAUUUCAUUAUAUGUAUGAUGUAUUUUACUUGUUUGUCGUCUGCUGUGCCCUUCGAUGUACUUAGUAUGUAGAAUGGCCUAUAGUUAUUCAACUGCAUACUGACAUAUUACAAUCAUUGCAAUGUAGAUAAAA